This is a messenger RNA of Echinococcus granulosus, 1125 nucleotides long. RefSeq lists its product as hypothetical. The coding region runs from base 1 to 1125 and encodes 374 amino acids. The record is from RefSeq and is a predicted model, not a curated record. The transcript is spliced from 7 exons. Lineage: Eukaryota; Metazoa; Platyhelminthes; Cestoda; Cyclophyllidea; Taeniidae.
AUGUGUGGUGCCCAUGGAAUCAUAUCAGUCUUAGUUUCUUUACGAAUGCAUAUUAUUCCCUUAUCAGCAGCAUCAGUGGCAAAGAUACAUCCCUAUCCAGAUAUGGCACUUAUGCGCAAAUAUAAGCUCUUCAUUGAAAUAUUAUCAAUUGAUUCAGACUGCAAUGCAUUUUGCCUUACUGUUCUUCACAAAUUCGACAUCAAAGCUACAUUAAAUUGUGCGUUAAAAAGCGUCAGUUUGCUUAAAUGGCUUCAGAAGCAUUUUGAAAAGAAGUUGGCAAAGAUUGUAGGAAGAGAAGAGAGAGCAAAACAUCCCAUGAGAAUUUAUAAUCCUCUUACUGCAACAAAAUCUUGCAGCAGCAAUGACAUCGGUAUUGCUGUCUGGUUUACUGCUCAUGGACACCCAUCCGAUUUGACGGCAGGAAAUUCUUAUGGUAGUCAUGGUGCAAAGGUCAGCCUAGUCUUCAGUUAUUUAUUCCCAUCCAAUGAGCAUAGCCAAGUAGACUGCAAUUCAUUCUUCGUCCAUGCCACCAUGUGCAUUGCAUCACUUAAAAAAAGAGAACUCAAUUUUUGGUAUGUUUCACAGUAUUAUCUUGUUGAAGAACAAAUAGUGAGGAAAGUGGAAACUAAAAGGUUCUGUUGGUUUCCUUUUAUUCAAUGUUGCAAAGUUUUGCUUCCAGAAAUUCACGGAAUACGUAAAGCUGUAAGAUAUCAUCAGGAGAUAAACUUGUUUCAGUCAGAACUUAGUGGUUGCUCUCAUGUGGUAGUAAAUAUCUCAAGGAAGAAAUGGAUCAUCAGACGAAUGACAGAUACAGAAAGAAGAAAUUUCGAUCUGAUACAUCUGCAUCGACCCAACUUCAAUAAUUCCUGCUAUAAUUUUGCCCAAACAUCAACCAUUCUUAAUUUUAGUAGUCAUGAUAACGAAGUCUUGAGAAUGUGUUUAAUAUCAUCUUAUAAUCAUUAUCAAACACCAGGAGAUAUUCAUCAGAAAUAUACAAUCAGAGUACUUGCUAAAGAAUAUUUCUGUAAGUACAGGGUCAAGUAUGCUGCUACUUCAGCGAAAAAGGACCACAGUGGUAAAUUUGUUAGAAGUUUAUUGGAAACAGCACAUUAUUUAGCAAAUUAG